AAGUGGCCAGAGAGGCCCAGGGGACAGCCAGGGACAGGCCGACAUGCAGCCCAGGCUCCGGGGCCUGGACAGGGGCUGCCCGGCCCCGUGAGCAGAGGACCCCGAGCCCCCGGCCCGGGCAGGGGGCCAUGGUGCUGUCUGCCCGCCAUGUCAGCCGAGGUGCGGCUGAGGCGGCUCCAGCAACUGGUGCUGGACCCCGGCUUCCUGGGGCUGGAGCCCCUGCUCGACCUUCUCCUGGGCGUCCACCAGGAGCUGGGUGCCUCCGACCUGGCCCAGGACAAGUAUGUGGCCGACUUCUUGCAGUGGGUGGAGCCCAUCGCGGCGAGGCUUAAGGAGGCCCGACUGCAGAGGGAUGACUUCGAGAUUCUGAAGGUGAUCGGACGAGGGGCGUUCAGCGAGGUAGCGGUGGUGAAGAUGAAGCAGACGGGCCAGGUGUACGCCAUGAAGAUAAUGAAUAAGUGGGAUAUGCUGAAGAGAGGCGAGGUGUCCUGCUUCCGCGAAGAGCGGGAUGUGUUGGUGAACGGGGACCGGCGCUGGAUCACGCAGCUGCACUUCGCCUUCCAGGAUGAGAAUUACCUGUACCUGGUCAUGGAGUACUACGUGGGCGGGGACCUGCUGACGCUGCUGAGCAAGUUCGGGGAGCGGAUCCCAGCCGAGAUGGCGCGCUUCUACCUGGCCGAGAUUGUCAUGGCCAUAGAUUCGGUGCACCGACUGGGCUAUGUGCACAGGGACAUCAAACCCGACAACAUCCUUCUGGACCGCUGCGGCCACAUCCGCUUGGCCGACUUCGGCUCCUGCCUCAAGCUGCGGCCUGACGGAACCGUGAGGUCGCUGGUGGCUGUGGGCACCCCCGACUACUUGUCCCCAGAGAUCCUGCAGGCCGUGGGCGGUGGGCCAGGGACUGGCAGCUACGGGCCCGAGUGUGACUGGUGGGCAUUGGGCGUGUUCGCCUAUGAAAUGUUCUACGGGCAGACGCCAUUCUACGCCGACUCCACGGCGGAGACGUACGGCAAGAUCGUACACUACAAGGAACACCUGACUAUACCGUUGGCUGACGCCGGAGUCCCUGAGGAGGCUCGUGACCUCAUCCAGCGACUGCUGUGUCCCCCGGAGACACGGCUGGGCCGGAAUGGAGCAGGCGAUUUCCAGAAACAUCCUUUUUUCUUUGGCCUCGAUUGGGAUGGUGUCCGAGACAGCGUGCCUCCCUUCACUCCAGAUUUUGAGGGUGCCACCGACACGUGCAACUUUGAUGUGGUGGAAGACGGGCUCACUGCCAUGGUGAGCGGGGGCGGGGAGACGCUGUCAGACAUGCGGGAGGGUAUGCCGCUAGGGGUCCACCUGCCUUUUGUGGGCUACUCCUACUCCUGCAUGGCCCUCAGGGAUGACGAGGUCCAGGGCCCCACGCUCAUGGAACUGGAGGCUGAGCCAUUGCCUGAGCCACCUGUCCAAGUGCCCAGCCUGGAGCCCAUGGUGCCCCUGUCGGAGGAAACGGCUGAAGUGGCAGUUCCAGCGACCAUCCCAGCGUCUGUGGCAGAGGCCGAGGUGACCUUGCAGGAGCUCCAGGAGGCCCUGGAGGAGGAGAUGCUCACCCGGCAGAGCCUGAGCAGGGAGCUGGAGGCCAUCCGCACGGCCAACCAGAACUUUGCCAGUCAACUCCGUGAGGCCGAGGCCAGGAACCGAGACCUGGAGGCGCACAUCAAGCAGCUGCAAGAGCGGAUGGAGGGGCUGCAGGCGGAGGGAGCCCCAGCUGUCACAGGGGUCCCCAGUCCCCGGGCCACGGAUCCACCUUCCCAUCUAGAUGGCCCCCAGGCCGUGGCUCUGGGCCAGUGCCCACUGGUGGGGCCAGGCCCCAUGCACCGCCGCCACCUGCUGCUCCCUGCCAGGAUCCCUAGGCCUGGCCUAUCGGAGGCGCGUUCCCUGUUCCUGUUCGCCGCUGCUCUGGUUGGUACCACCGCCCUGGGCUGCACUAGGUUGGUGGCCUGCGCAGGAUGUCUCACUCCAGUCUGGUGCCACCCAGGAGCCGCCUUCGCCCCCUGAACUUUAGAACCCCAGCCUGUCCUCCACUCAGGCACUGCCCGAGGGUUGUGACCCAGGCACCACCCAGAAGCCACUCCCACCUCCUCCCCGUUCACACCUCUCCAAGCUCAGCCUUGUGAUCCGGGCCCGCCCCCUGGCGGCCGGGGAGGGAGGAGCUGGGCCCGAGGCCGGAGUGCGGGGCUAAAGGGAGGCUUGUAACCGGGAGUAGUGCUGCUGCUGUUGGGGGUAAUUGUGGAUCACUUCCUCCGGCCUGGCUGAGGCCACGACGUGGAUGGGCAAAAUGUGACCUAGAGAAGGCAGCAGGGCAGAGUUCAGCCAUCCAUUUUUCACCCUUCACUCACCCUACCGACUUCGGCGCAGAAACCACAAAUCCGUAUGCAUGAGGCCCUGCUCCCCUGGCAACAUUCUCUGCGACAGGAGAAUGUGUAGGGAGAGCCCCGCCGCUCUCUCGGGAACCGUUCGCUUUUGCCAGCCCCGCUUUUUCGGGGCUUCCCGCACCUUCCUAAGUGGUUUGGGUAUUUAUUGACCUGACUUCCGACCCGCUGAAGGUUCCAGGACUCCAGCACCCUAAUCCACGUUUUGGAUGCACUGAAACCCUGACCUUCCUCGAUAUUUAUUGUCUCUCCCCACCUAGGACC
Molecule: messenger RNA, 2675 nt
Organism: Phyllostomus discolor (pale spear-nosed bat)
Lineage: Eukaryota; Metazoa; Chordata; Mammalia; Chiroptera; Phyllostomidae
Gene: DMPK
Product: DM1 protein kinase
Exons: 15
Coding region: 148-2037 (629 amino acids)
Biological process (GO): actomyosin structure organization; peptidyl-threonine phosphorylation
Cellular component (GO): cytoplasm; cytoskeleton
Molecular function (GO): ATP binding; protein serine/threonine kinase activity
Source: RefSeq, a predicted model, not a curated record